Xenopus laevis (African clawed frog) is the source of this 2333-nucleotide messenger RNA. RefSeq names its product cellular communication network factor 2 L homeolog (gene ccn2.L). The record is from RefSeq and is marked provisional. The transcript has 5 exons. Gene Ontology annotation, molecular function: integrin binding; heparin binding. Gene Ontology annotation, biological process: signal transduction; animal gross anatomical part developmental process; cell adhesion. Gene Ontology annotation, cellular component: extracellular region; extracellular matrix. Bases 165 to 1196 code for a protein of 343 amino acids. Lineage: Eukaryota; Metazoa; Chordata; Amphibia; Anura; Pipidae.
UCCCAAGACAAGGAACCAAAUACAGCGAACGAGGGAAAAGGAAAGAGGCUUGAGAGAAAAGAAACUAAGGGAACUACACAAUCGCCAACGAGAUCACUUUGAGAUCAAGACUUGAGAGAACGACUUUUCUUUGGAGUAGAAGAGAACUAAUCUGCUGCUGUACAAUGUCUGCAGGAAAAGUGACAGCUGUGCUCCUCUUUGCUCUCUUCUGCUGGGUGUCUGAUGCCCAGGAGUGUAAUGGGGAAUGCCAGUGCCCAAAUAAAGUGCCUGUGUGUGAUCCUGGAGUCAGCCUGGUGCAGGAUGGCUGUGGCUGCUGCAAGGUGUGCUCCAAGCAGCUAGGGGAGCUGUGCACCGAAAGAGAUGUGUGCGACCCACACAAAGGGCUCUUCUGUGACUUCGGAUCCAGAGUGAACAGGAAAAUUGGAGUUUGCACUGCCAGGGAAGGUGCCCCUUGUGUGUUCGGAGGCACUGUGUAUAGAAGUGGGGAGUCUUUCCAGAGCAGCUGCAAGUACCAAUGUACUUGUAUCGAUGGGGGUGUGGGAUGUGUUCCACUUUGCAGCAUGGACAUCCGCCUGCCCAGCCCCGAGUGCCCCUUCCCACGAAGAGUCAAACUGCCUGGCAAGUGCUGUGAAGAAUGGGUCUGUGAUCAACCUCAAGAGAGAACCUUAGUCGGACCUGCUUUGCCUGCUUUCAGAAUGGAAGAAACCUAUGGUCCUGAUCCAUCCCUAAUCCGCGCCAACUGCCUAGUACAGACUACUGAAUGGAGUGCUUGCUCAAAGACCUGUGGCAUGGGAAUCUCCACCAGGGUCACUAAUGACAAUGAGCACUGCAGACUGGAGAAACAGAGCAGACUCUGCAUGGUCAGGCCCUGUGAAGCUGACCUAGAAGAAAACAUCAAGAAAGGGAAAAAGUGCAUCCGUACACCAAAAAUUUCAAAACCAGUGAAGUUUGAAUUUUCCGGCUGCACCAGCGUAAAAACCUACAGAGCCAAGUUCUGCGGUGUGUGCACUGAUGGUCGUUGUUGCACUCCUCACAGAACCGCUACCCUCCCAGUUGAGUUCAAGUGCCCUGAUGGUGAGGUCAUGAAGAAGAACAUGAUGUUCAUCAAGACAUGCGCAUGCCAUUUCAACUGUCCAGGAGACAACGACAUCUUUGAGGCCAUGUACUAUCGGAAAAUGUAUGGAGACAUGGCAUAGAGGCAGAGAAACACACUUCAAAGACUUUUUCACUUGAAAUAACUUUGCAUCUCAUUGCUAAACAUAAAUGUAUAGCACAAGAGCAUAUUUAAAUGUAAUUAAUGAAAAGUCUUUAUUUUGAAGACUUAAAACGUUAAAUGACCCCAGUCGUUGGUUUAAAGAAAUUGGCACAAAACAAGCCACAGCCACUGACUUGAGUGUAAUGUGCUGUCACUGUACUCCCAAAAUUCCGGUACAGUAUAGGGAUGUCCAUCAUGUGACCUUUACCUGAAACUGUCAUGUCAUGAGAGCAUCACAUAUUGGCCACAGGUUGGACAUAUCUGGUAAUCUGCAUUGCACCCAGUCAAGCUACUGGAAAAAAAUUUCUAUUUACAGUAUAUGAUGAACUGGCGCUAUGUCAGUGACCGCUGAAGUUUUAUAGCCCAACUACCUUAUUGUUCUGAAGAAAGCCGUCCUUGUGGGACAGCUGUUUUAGAAACCCCUAAGUACAAAUUGGGAGGAACUUUAACUACGUCUGUUACAAGACUGGAAAGAUUGUAGCAUAUCAAUGUACAUGCUGUAAUCUUGUUUUAUUAUUAUUGUAUAUAAUGUAUAUAUAUUUUUGUACAGUUAUCUAACUUAACUUAAAUUUGUUUCGUUCUUCAUUUUUUACAAUGCUUUAAUAUGUGUAUGUUAACCGUUUUUAUUUUUGUUUGUUUGCGAUAAAUCUAUGCUUAUCUGAAAAAGAAACCAUUCAAAGCACGAAAUAGAUUCUCAAAUAGAAAUUGUUCUCAGUUAAAGAGAGGGACAGUCCAGUGACUGCUUACAGUUCUGUUUAUUACGAGCCAUCCGGCAGUGUUGAUUGUACUGGAAACAUUGUAUUAACUUGACUUCCUUUAGGUGCCAGAGAGGUAUCCAGUGCAUUUCACAAGAAAGCAAGGGCAACUUCUCUGGUACAUAUGGGGUGAAUGAACAAAUAACCAGUUGAGUGUAUAUCCUGAAACGGAUCCAUGUAUUUUGAACCAGAUCAUCUGUUUCCUCCUUUGACCAUGACUGUUCUAUUUUCAACAGUUUGUUACGUGUUGAGAAGUGUGACCAAAUGGUACAUGUUUGCACUUUUCUAGAUGAAAAAUAAAAUUACUUUAUUUUUAUAUAAAA